Molecule: messenger RNA, 3866 nt
Organism: Oncorhynchus mykiss (rainbow trout)
Lineage: Eukaryota; Metazoa; Chordata; Actinopteri; Salmoniformes; Salmonidae
Source: RefSeq, a predicted model, not a curated record
CCUCAUUUGAGACAGGUUGCUACAGCAGGAAAUUUAAUUCUGCAGCAAAAGGAAAUGUGAAUUAUUAUAUGAAUUAGAAUUAAUGGACAUUUAUGUAGGGGUUGAUACAUUUUACAUAAGGGAAAAUCAAGUCUGAAUUUUUAAGUGGAAAUUAGAAGCUUCAGAAGCCUGUUUAAACCUCAAACAGACUACAAGAUUUAAAACUUCUUCAUUGCAAGAAAGUUCUCCUGUAACAGAGUGAUCAGAUUAAGAUCCUCCAUCUGUAGAUGUUCUCCUGUAACAGAGUGAUCAGAUUAAGAUCCUCCAUAUGUAGAAGUUCUCCUGUAACAGAGUGAUCAGAUUAAAAUCCUCCAUCUGUAGAAGUUCCCCUGUAACAGAGUGAUCAGAUUAAGAUCCUCCAUCUGUAGACGUUCUCCUGUAACAGAGUGAUCAGAUUAAGAUCCUCCAUCUGUAAAUGUUUCCAUGGUCACACCUGAUGUGUAAAUGGCAACACAUGAAGUGUAAAACUCGAGGAUAGCUUUAUAAAAGAGGUGCUGUGUGCACAGGAAGUGGUGAGUAAAGCCUACCUGGGAUUGUGAGGCCACUUGCAGUGUUUUUCAACACUGACAAUGGAUUGUUAUUUCGAGAUAGACCUAUAGCCUAUUUGAACUGACAAAUAAAAAAUAAAAUAACUUAAUCGUGGCACUUGUAGGAUAAUUCGUAUAUUAUUAGUCCUAUUAUAAUGUGUUUGUGACAGUCACAUAUUGACGUUUUGGCUGUUUUGUAGUGAAACGUAAUAUUCCCUUGUGGUAUGUAUCCAUGCAGCCUCUACUCCCUAAACUACUUGAAUAGAGACGGGGAAAUGGAGUCGAGUCGUCUUUUCCGUUCCCUUUCAUCCUCCGGAAAUUUGACUGGAUCCAAAGAUUGCCAUGGAAAUCAACAAAGACAUCGCCAUGCCCUCAACGUGUGUCCUAUGAAAUCAAACAAAUAUCCCGGAUCAACAACAAAGAGUGUGUGGUAUACUGCCUCCCCAGUCUCUUUGCUGAGCAACAACAUUCAGCGACACAUUGACUUCUUGCCGUUUAACCAAAACCACAGUCAGCAAUCUCACAAUACCUGGGAUUGAUGAUGCACGCGGACCAAUAGGAGAGGGGCCUCGGCACGCGGAUUGUUAUUUGAUGGGUGCAUGUUAGUAGGGGGAUAGGGCCUCCUCCAAUGAUCGUCUGAGUACCGGGUCACAUGUUUGGUCCCCCCUUCCUCUCCAUUCAUCAGGGGUGGACUAUGUUGUCUUUUCAAUUCAUUUAUCUGCAGGAAUGAUUGCGACUAUCAGUCUGAAGCUCACCGCCUGACUGGGGAGGUGAAAGUUUCGCCACAGGAAGAUAAACCGCAAAAGACAAUAUUGUACAUGAUUUGCGUGUGCAUCGGAUGAGAAUUAGUGUGGGGGAAAAUUCCACUCUUGUUUUAGGUAAAUAGAAAACCGGUGGAUUGGAGUUUCUACUCCUCUGUAAGGUCUGAGAGAGACUUUUGCAGAAAGAGAGAAGGCGAGAGAGGUAUAGGAGUGAGAGAAUAACUGUUCGUGAUUUUUUAUUUCUGCUCUCAGUCGCCUCAUUGAGUUGUAGACUGCCGGAAGAUGCUUCUGGAUGCAGGACCCCAGUACCCCACCAUAGGAGUCACUACGUUCGGCUCCUCAAGGCAUCACUCAACAGGCGAAGUUACAGAAAGAGAAGUGGCUUUGGGGAUAAAUCCGUUCGCAGACGGGAUGGGAGCUUUUAAAAUCAACCACAGCUCCCACGACCUGGGCUCCGGCCAGACGGCGUUCUCCUCCCAGGCUCCCGGCUACGCUGCUGCCGCCCUGGGUCACCACCACCACCCGACACACGUCAGCUCCUACUCCACCGCAGCCUUCAACUCCACCCGGGACUUUCUCUUCAGAAACCGGGGCUUCGGGGAUGCCACCAGCGCGCAGCACAGCCUGUUUGCCUCGGCAGCGGGAAGUUUUGCAGGGCCACAUGGACACUCCGAUGCCGCGGGGCACCUGCUCUUCCCGGGACUCCACGAGCAAGCCGCAAGUCAUGCAUCAUCAAAUGUCGUCAACAGCCAGAUGCGGCUUGGCUUUACCGGGGACAUGUACGGCCGGGCUGACCAGUACGGCCAUGUUACGAGCCCCCGCUCCGACCACUACGCCUCCUCCCAGCUGCACGGCUAUGGCCCCAUGAACAUGAACAUGGCGGCUCACCACGGGGCAGGGGCCUUCUUCCGAUACAUGAGGCAGCCCAUCAAACAAGAGCUCAUCUGUAAGUGGGUCGAGCCCGAACAGUUGUCGAACCCCAAAAAGGCUUGCAACAAAACGUUCAGCACGAUGCACGAGCUCGUGACCCACCUGACAGUGGAGCAUGUGGGGGGACCGGAGCAGUCUAACCAUAUCUGCUUCUGGGAAGAGUGCGUCCGAGAAGGAAAGCCAUUUAAAGCCAAAUACAAACUGGUAAAUCAUAUCAGAGUGCACACCGGAGAGAAACCAUUCCCAUGUCCCUUCCCCGGCUGUGGAAAAGUGUUUGCUCGAUCGGAAAACCUGAAAAUCCACAAAAGGACUCACACUGGUGAAAAACCUUUCAAGUGUGAGUUUGAGGGCUGCGACAGACGGUUUGCCAACAGCAGCGACCGGAAGAAACACAUGCACGUCCAUACAUCUGACAAGCCUUAUCUCUGCAAGCAAUGCGACAAGUCCUACACACAUCCAAGCUCUCUGCGGAAACACAUGAAGGUUCACGAGGCUACCACGCAAGGACCCCAACCGUCACCAGCGGCCAGUUCCGGGUACGAAUCGUCCACGCCGCCCACCAUCGUGUCCCCGUCCACAGAGAACCAUAAUUCCAGUUCCAUAUCACCGGCAACCUCGACAGUACACCACACGACCAGCCACCACACCACGCUGUCGUCAAAUUUUAAUGAAUGGUACGUGUAAAAUAUUUUCACAAAGACUGCAGAAAUAGGACUGCUUGGAAUCAAAGACUUUGAAAGUCAGUCUAUAAUGCGUGGACAGAGAAAAAUACGAGGAAGCCAAAAUGGUUGGUUAAUGGCUACAGAGAGAGAGAGACAGAGUGAUGCAUGGACAAGGUGCACGACCAGCUACCAAGUUAAAGUUUUUUUUAAACAUUCCCCCCCCCCCCCCCCCCCCCCCCCCCCCCCCCCCCCCCCCCUCGGCUCUUUUUUGAAAGACUGCACGCAAGAUAUCUCAAUGCAUGCUAUCUGCGGUUCGUGGCCUGAUUUUCUUUGUACAUAAAGAUUCACAGUUCAAACAUGUUCUAUUUUAUUUUGUAAAUAGUUAUAUCACAGUUUAAGGGCAUUUGUGAAAAUGUGGUCCCUAGAUAUAUGGAAAAUGAGAUGGUUUUUAACAAUAAUAUUGCGAUGACUAGUGUCGGAUUGACAACAGAAUGUUGUAGUUGAUGUGUACCCAAUGUGAAUUACUCAGUAUAACUUCCGUCGCCACUAUGACGUCGACCUUACCGACUAUUAGUCUAUUUAUGUGCUUUUGUAUUUGGUGCCACAUUCCGUCUACGGUCCAGUUGGAGUAGCACAGUACUUACCAUUGCUGUUAUUCAAUGUCAUGUCGAUAAGUCGUGUAGUGAAAGCCUGAAACUCCGUGUCAAUCUGUUUAUGUACGUGAUAAAAGAUUUUAAAAAAAACUAUUUGUCCAUUACCUUGAUAAUGUCAAGGCAGUAUUACCUACAUGUAUAUAGCUCAAUUUUCCAUAUUUAUCCGCAUGUAAAAGGGUAACGUUAGAAAUGAUCGGGAUUUAUGGAGAAAUACGCUCUUAUGUAGAAUUUAGUCUACACAAAAUGUUUGGUUACAUUUCGUACUAUAUUAAAGCAUAAAAAAAUACAACCAAC